GAGAUGCAAUGACACCGAGGCAAUACGUAACUUCCUGUUUAAACAUGGCCGCGCACUGAGUAAAUGUCACAUUACUCCUGCUGCUGAAAACACACAGUUAUUAACUUUUAUUAUAUCACGUGUCCAAGUUAAUGAAAAGGAGACAUCUGGGAAUAGCAAGCGUUAUCGUGUUCAACAUCCGCAGAGGAUAACCCAACCGUCACCAUGGUUCAUUUAUCUUCACUUCUGCUAAAGAAGUACCACGGAGGUCACGUUGUCAUCCGAUUGGCUCUUGCAGGCCACAAACAAGCUAACAGACCCUUUUAUCGCGUUGUGGCAGCUUACAACAAAAAGCCAAGAGAUGGUAAAUAUUUAGAGCAGUUAGGCUCCUAUGACCCCCUCCCAAACAUCUACAAUGAGAAACUCGUCAGCUUCAACUUUGACCGAAUCAAGUACUGGAUCGGCUGUGGUGCACACCCUACAAAACCAGUGGCCAAACUUCUAGGUUUGGCAGGAUUUUUCCCUCUGCACCCCAUGACAAUAACAGAGGCAGAGCGUCGAAGAGCCCAAACGGUACUGACAGAACCUGCAACAGGAACAGAAGAUGGUCUGGAGACGGGACAGAAGGAGACUGAAGUCUGAGGCUGAAGAGAAUUAAAACUGAGGACUGUGUGUGACUGUCUAAAACAAAAGCAUGUUGCAGGUAUUUGAUUUGUUGAAUUUGUUGCGUGGACCGCUCAUAGCAAUGAUGUGUCUUACUGGCAAUUAAUAGCUCAUUCUAACUGCUUUAGUUGCUAUGAGCAGUUCAUCUUAAAACUGAUUCUCGAUAAAAAUUCAGUGGCUUCAGGUUAUGUCUUUGAGAGUGGAAUGCCAUAACAGGCAGUAUAUUGUAUUGUUUUGUUUGACUUAAAUAAAGUAUUUCAAUAUUA
Messenger RNA from Scatophagus argus, 908 nucleotides. It is a transcript of the gene mrps16, whose product is annotated as mitochondrial ribosomal protein S16. The transcript is spliced from 4 exons. The record is from RefSeq and is a predicted model, not a curated record. Gene Ontology annotation, biological process: mitochondrial translation. Gene Ontology annotation, cellular component: mitochondrial small ribosomal subunit; ribosome. The coding region runs from base 205 to 621 and encodes 138 amino acids. Gene Ontology annotation, molecular function: structural constituent of ribosome. Lineage: Eukaryota; Metazoa; Chordata; Actinopteri; Scatophagidae.